AUGGCAUUUUUCAAAAAUUUUCAGCAAAAUCUGAACCUACCUUCUGUGUCCUCUUUGGUUGACACACUCAGUAAUGCUGUAGAUGAUCUAACCAGUGCUGUUGGAGAUGUAAGCUAUACUGUAGCUGAUUCAGUUACAGAGCAGGUAACAAACAUGAUCAACAGUCUUCGAACAGAUGAAACCACUAGAAUACAAGAAGAUAAAUCUGAAGUAGGUAAAGAGGAAAAUAAAACAAAUAAUGAUAAAGAUAUGAGAGAAAAAAGAUGUGACAUGGAAGAGAAACACAAACAAGAUAAAAUGCAGAAACAGCUCAGUGCCUUAGAACCCAGUGAGCUGAAUGAUUCAGAAGUACACAAAAAAAUAAAUAAUUCAAUAAUACAUGGUCAACACAAGAGACAAACAGGAAAUAAGUACCUGGAGAAGAUGUUGCCAGAAGAUAUUGGUGAGAACUAUGAUACAUGUAGAAUUGAAGCAGCCCUUCACGAAAAGCCUAGUAAAGAACUGUGUACAGAGCUAGAACAAUCUAAGGACCUGUUGCAGAGAAAAGUAAAAAAAAGAUCACCCGAAGCUGAUUUCAAGGAUGCCAAAGAAGCACAGAGUACUGUAUCAAGGAAUUUGGAAGCAAAUGAAGUACAAACAUCAAAAUUGCCAGAGCCAGGGUCUAAAAAAGUACACAGCCUUCAUGAAGUAAAAGCUAAAAAACCCCAAACAUUUUCUGAAUACCCCAGACAGUCUGUAACAAAACAGAAAGAAAAUGCAUCAGCUACUCUUUCAAAGGAAGGUGCAAAACAAAAGCAUAAGGAAUCAGAAAAUUUUUCAAAAGAAGUGAGUAGUAAGAAGACACCAGCCAAAGACAAUUCAUACAUAAGUAAAGAACAGCAUGGUUCAUCAUCUGAAAGUGAAGAUGAGGCAGUGGGUAAAUACCAUGAAGCCUUGUCCAGAACUCAAAGUUCAAGGCCACCAGCCGGUGAUAAUAGACAACAGAAAAACUAUAUUUGGGAAACCAGACAAAAAUAUAGUCCUCUGUCUGCAGAGUAUGAUGGGUACAGUAGUGAAGCCUCAAUAGAUGAAGCUAACUGCAUUCAAAGAAUGAGACAAACGCCUCCUCUUGAUGAACUGCAGCCUCCACCAUACCAAGAUGACGGUGGCUCGCCACACCUUUCAUGUACACCCUCUGAAGUUGGUGACAGCAAAUGUGAAUUUUCUCAGUGUAGCAACAGUCCAAGAUGUUCAUAUAAGUGUCCAAGUGAAGGAAGUACUGGCCAUGAAAUAGAAAGCUUCCAUAAUAAAGGAUAUGAAGAAGAUGUGCCAAGUGAUAGUACUGCUGUCCUUAGUCCGGAAGAGGUGUCAGCUCGAGGAUCAUCAUCACAGCUCCCUAAAUCUUUUGAUCCUGAACCAGAAGCUAAAUAUGGCACGCUGGAUGUGACUUUUGAUUAUGACUCGCAGGAACAGAAGCUUCUGGUAACAGUGACAGCUGCUACAGACAUUCCUACUUAUAACAGGACAAGUGGAAGUUCAUGGCAAGUACACCUGGUUCUUCUUCCUAUCAAGAAGCAAAGAGCAAAAACCAGCAUCCAGCGGGGCCCAUGCCCUGUCUUCACAGAGACAUUCAAAUUUAAUCAUAUUGAAUCUGAGAUGAUUGGGAAUUAUGCCGUACGCUUUAGACUGUACAGUGUGCACCGCAUGAAAAGAGAGAGGAUUCUAGGAGAAAAAAUAUUUUAUUUAACCAAAUUAAACCUUCAAGGGAAGAUGUCAGUACCAGUGAUACUGGAGCCAGCAUACAGUAUUUCUGGCUGUGACUCCCAAAUGAGCAUGUCAGAAAUGUCCUGCAGUGAAAGCACCUCCUCUUGUCAGUCUCUGGCACAUGGCUCAGCUCCAGAAAUCCUCAUUGGACUGCUUUAUAAUGCCACAACUGGAAGACUAGCAGCAGAAGUGAUAAAAGGCAGCCACUUCAAAAACUUGGCAGCAAACAGACCACCCAAUGGACUGUUCUGUUGUCUAAAACACUUGAUAGGUGGACAGGUUUAUAUAAUACGAGAUACCUAUGUUAAGCUGACAUUGCUGAAUUCCAUGGGUCAAGAGAUGUCCAAAUGCAAGACAUCCAUCCGAAGAGGGCAGCCAAAUCCAGUAUACAAAGAGACCUUUAUUUUUCAGGUGGCCCUGUUUCAGCUUUCAGAUGUGACACUCAUAUUAUCUGUUUAUAAUAAACGCAGCAUGAAACGAAAGGAAAUGAUAGGCUGGAUUUCUUUAGGGCUGAACAGUUCUGGAGAAGAGGAACUAAACCACUGGACUGAGAUGAAGGAAUCCAAAGGACAACAAGUAUGUAGAUGGCACUCUUUGUUAGAGUCUUAA
This is a messenger RNA of Eublepharis macularius, 2352 nucleotides long. RefSeq names its product synaptotagmin 14 (gene SYT14). The record is from RefSeq and is a predicted model, not a curated record. NCBI's taxonomy places the organism in Eukaryota, Metazoa, Chordata, Lepidosauria, Squamata, Eublepharidae. The coding region runs from base 1 to 2352 and encodes 783 amino acids. The transcript is spliced from 8 exons.